Messenger RNA from Aplysia californica (California sea hare), 2521 nucleotides. Its product is annotated as leucine-rich repeat-containing protein 74A. The record is from RefSeq and is a predicted model, not a curated record. Gene Ontology annotation, molecular function: protein binding; calcium ion binding. NCBI's taxonomy places the organism in Eukaryota, Metazoa, Mollusca, Gastropoda, Aplysiida, Aplysiidae.
GCUACAUCAGUCUUGUGUGUGUAUGUGAUUGUGUUGCUAAGAUCACAGUUCAAGAGUGUUGGGCGAUAAAAGUUCUCAGUGGAAGAAUAGUCUUCUCGACUUGGACUUGGCAUUCAGAAGGGUCUACGAGCAAAUGCGCAGCAUCCAGCUCUUAGGAGGUGCAAGAACAGAAGAGAAGACAGAAAUAGUUGUUUUGGUAUCAUUAUGAAGAGACAAUUUCAAAAUUAGUCAACUCACGCAAUAACUUUGUUCAACCAAGUAUUGUGGACACUUCAUCUUCAGCUUCGGAUCUACGAGGACACAUUUUAAUUACAAUGAAAGAGGACUAUAUAAUUCAUUGACGCCUGAUUACCAACAAGGCGCCGUGACGGAGUGGAGAUCUAGUACGAAGGAUCCUGGGAAGGCCAGUGUGAAUCAUGGCAGACACCGAAGAACAUACGAUGGAGGCCGAAAACACCGCAGCCGAACAAGAGCCAUCUAAGGCACAGACCCCCCAAGAACCACAAGACAGCAAUGGCGUUGAUAAUGGAAAUACAGAGGGUAAAACCACAGAAGAGACUCCCCCCGACCCAGAAAAUGUUCGCCUACCCCUCACUGAAGACUCCGCUCCACGAGAGGACGAUAUGUCUGGCCGGCCAACGUCCAAGGCCUCUAGGAUCCCCAAGAUCAGCUCACGGGCUGCCUUCACGCGCACACCAAGUCACAUGAUCACCCCGGGGGGCGAGGACGAUGGUUUACCCACUGCAGAGGAGGCAGGGGUGCUCAUCACAGAGCUACAGGCAUCAGAUGACGAAAAAGAAGAAGAAACUGGAGUGAAGGAACCAGAAAAGACAGAAGAGACGACAGAGGAAGAAGAAGGUGAACCAGAGGAGAGUCAAGCUGCUGAAGAGAACGUUGAUGAGGAGAUCCCAGAGAAAGACGACGAGUUCACCCUGGAUCAUGUGCCCAUGGAGACGGUGGAGGUGCGGGUAACUGACGAGGACUAUGAUACUGACCUUGACAUUGAAGAAGAAGAGGAGCCGGACGUUCUAAAGAACUACUAUCAGACAGUGUGUGAGCAGCUGGGGUUGGUGCCAGUCGAAUACUUCCUACGUCACAUCCGGAACAACAACAUCCGCAUGCGCUACAGGGGGCUGGGUGCCGAUGCUACCCGCGCCAUUGCUCUGUCCUUGAAGGACAGUAUCACAUUAGAAAAACUGGACAUCUCAGGAAACUGGAUCGGUCCAGACGGGGCAAGGUUUAUGGGCCGACUCCUGGAGGAGAACGACUACCUCACAGAACUGACGCUGGCAGACAAUAAAAUCGGCACUGAAGGAGGGCUCCAUCUAGCCAAGAUGAUUUCAGUCAACGGCGGCUUGCGGAAACUGGAUGUGUCUGGUAAUGAACUGGACGACAAGUGUGCCGAGGCCUUUUCGCUGUCUCUAGAAAAUAACAAAUAUCUGCGUGAGCUAAAUCUAAGUCACAACAGGUUUACAGAGUAUGCUGCGGAAUUCUUAGGCCCAGCGAUCAGUGCCAAUGAAAACCUUGACAUACUAGAUCUCAGUUGGAAUCAUCUACGGGAAAAAGGCGGCAUCGCUGUUGCAAAGGGAAUCAAGGAAAACGUGAGGCUGAAGGUGUGCAACCUGUCCUGGAACGGACUGGACUCGCGCGGAGGACUGGCUGUCGCUGACGCGUUAUUGGUCAACCAGAGUUUGUUGGAGCUCGACGUGUCCGGCAAUAGACUGAACCUGGAGGUGACCACCAAGUUCGCCAAAGUGCUCACCACGAACGACACAGUCAAGGUUUUGAGAAUGGGCAACAACCUGAUCACAUCAGCGGGGGCUAUCGCUCUGGCCUCGGCCAUCAACAACACAGACAACUGUGAGAUGGAGGAACUGGACUUGACAGACGUACCAAUCGAGUACGAGUUUCUCCGGACAGUGGAGGACAUCAAGACGAACAGACCCAACUUCCGUGUCCGAUACGGCCCCAUCAUGCGCGCGGGAAACACACUGGAUGACAUCAGUAAGCCGGCCAUUGAUAUUGACAGAAUCAAGAAGGAGCCUGUGGUCAUUCUCAAAGAGCUCGCUGUGCCUUACGACAAAAAACGACUGCAGGAGUCAGUGAACAAAUUUGCAGCCACAGCAACUGGGAAGAUAUACUUUGGGAGCUUCGUUUCUGACAGCUACGAAAAGAAAAAGGUUCCAGAACCAGCAACGUAACGGUCGCCAGUGACCGAUUUUUGGGGUUUGGGGUCAUGAUCAGUUUGUUUGCUGGGAUUAUGCCAGUUUGAGGAGAAAGGGACACACAGGUCAGCUUGAGACAUACAAAUCAGGCAGGUGUUUGUAGAUGUAGAGAAAAACCACCAAAUCAUUGAUCGAAUUUGAAUUAAGUUUUAUUUUGCAAAGUGCUAAAAAAGGUACGGCUAUUCAGUAUUACCCUGCGAUGUUUUGUAAUGCAAACGUCCUCAUGUUUUACAAAUUAAAAUUAUCAUCAUUGUCUUGUAUUGUCAAUUAAAAUAUUAUCACUUCAAGAACCAUUC